This is a messenger RNA of Salvia miltiorrhiza (redroot sage), 1404 nucleotides long. RefSeq lists its product as uncharacterized. Bases 175 to 1200 code for a protein of 341 amino acids. The record is from RefSeq and is a predicted model, not a curated record. Lineage: Eukaryota; Viridiplantae; Streptophyta; Magnoliopsida; Lamiales; Lamiaceae. The transcript is spliced from 5 exons.
AGUUGGAUUGUUUGACCAACAUUUGUGUGUGAUUGUGAUAUGAAGCUCAGGAACGCCAUUGCUCAUUCAUUCACGUGAAUAAUUGAAAUUCAGUUAUUUGGUUCUUUGAAACAGUAAAAUUAAAUAACACUCCUGUAUAAUAAAAAGGUAGUGUGGGGGUAAAUAUGUAAAAUCAUGUUAACAAGCAGAAUUAAAGUAAACAGUAGUUUGGAGUUCUGGGUUCCAACUUCAAAAAAGGAGAAGCUAAGGUACCAGAGAGAGAGAGAGAGAGAGAGAGGGAUGUCGAGAGCAACACCUGUUCGGAAGCCUCACACUUCCACUUCAGAUCUGCUCACUUGGUCGGAAGCUCCGUCGCCCGCAGCUUCCUCCUCCGCCAACGCCGCCCGCCCCGCCUCUCGUGCUAACCAGCCGCCGGAUGGAGUUGGUAAGGUGCUGUUUGGCGGCCAGAUUACUGACGAGGAAGCUGAGAACCUUAAUAAAAGGAAGCCCUGCUCUGGCUAUAAACUGAAGGAGAUGAAUGGCAGCAAAAUAUUUGCAGGUAAUGGUGAAGAUGGUUUGACAGAAUCUGGAGCAUCUGAUGGUAAUUUCAAUAACCGAACAUCAGUCCGCAUUGUGCAGCAAGCUGCAAUAGGGAUAAGUCAGAUUUCCUUCAGCACAGAGGAGAAGAUUUCACCUAAAAAGCCGACCACUGUCCCUGAGGUAGCAAAGCAACGUGAACUGAGUGGAACGAUAGAAAGUGAUUCAGAGAGCCGAACUAGGAAGCAGCUCUCGGAUGCUAAAUCCAAGGAACUCAGUGGCACUGACAUCUUUGGUCCUCCUUCUGAAGUUCCUGCUCGAUCAUCUGCACGAGCUAUUGGAAUAAAGGAGAACAAAGAUAUGGAGGAACCUGCACCACGAGCUCUACGCACAUCUGUCAGAGUUUCUAACCCUGCUGGUGGUCAAAGCAACAUAUUGUUUGGAGAUGAACCUGUGGUGAAGACAUCAAAGAAAAUUCACGACCAGAAGUUUGCAGAGCUGACAGGCAACAACAUUUUCAAGGGAGACGUUCCUCCGGGAUCAGCUGAGAAGCCGUUGAGCGUGGCCAAGUUGAAAGAAAUGAGCGGGAAUGAUAUUUUUUCAGAUGGCAAGGCUGAAUCCAGAGACUACUUUGGUGGUGUCAGGAAACCACCCGGUGGUGAGAGCAGCAUCGCGUUGGUUUGAUCUUGUGCCAUGUAAGGUUAGAGCAGCAUCCUCGUUACUGCUGCCCGUAGCCUUAGUCUCCGAGGACCGAUCUCAAUGUCAGGUAACUUGAUGUUGUAGCAAGUGUUGUCCUAGGAUUAUGUUUGUUUGUUUGUCUAAUUGUGAGAUGAUGUUAAUGAUCCAUGUACGUUGAAGCCAGUUAGACUAUUUUUCUUUGUUUCAUAA